Dioszegia hungarica is the source of this 966-nucleotide messenger RNA. Its product is annotated as RTA1 like protein-domain-containing protein. Bases 1 to 966 code for a protein of 321 amino acids. Lineage: Eukaryota; Fungi; Basidiomycota; Tremellomycetes; Tremellales; Bulleribasidiaceae. Gene Ontology annotation, cellular component: fungal-type vacuole; plasma membrane. The record is from RefSeq and is a predicted model, not a curated record. The transcript is spliced from 3 exons.
AUGGCUACCCCUUCCUCCACAUCCUCUGCGGCCGCCGCGACCAUCACCAACUAUCUCGAAUUGCGCUCGCCGUAUGAUUACACCCCCGAACUCGCCCCCGGACUGGCGUUCACCAUUGCGUUCGGCCUGGUCACGCUGGUCCACUGCGGUAUCGCCAUGCGGUACAAGAAUUGGGCCGCUUUUGCGACACUGGUCCCCGGCGGUCUUUUGGAGAUCAUCGGCUGGGCGGGCAGGUUGUGGAGUCAUUACUCUGUGCUCGACUCUGACCCCUUCAUCAUGCAGAUGUGCUGCCUCAUUGUCGGCCCCGCAUUCUUCUCAGCCUGGGCAUACACCGUGCUCGGAUACUGCAUCGUCGCCCUUGGUCCGGCGUACUCGCUCCUCAACCCCAAAGCCUAUCUUGCCAUCUUCGUCACGGCCGACGCCGUGUGUCUCGUGCUGCAAGCGAUCGGAGGUGGUCUCGCCGCCGUCGCGGCCGAAGCAGGGACUGAUACUGACGCGCCCACCCGAAUCAUGCUCGCUGGUGUCUUGGUCCAACUUGGUACCAUGACCAUCUUCUCAAUCCUCGCGGUGGACUUUAUCGCUCGCGUCAUCUCUCGGCGCCCAUACGCGCACCGCGUCCAGUCCCUCGCCCGGCACGGCCUCUGGUCUGGUGCCGAGGUCUCCCCUUCCACUCUUCCCCCCGCUGGAUCCGACGCGGAGAAACACACCCCGGCGCCAUUGCACGGUCCGACAUCAGCCGACCGCGCGCGUCAACUCCGGAAGACCCAGCUUCUGCUCAUCGGUACGGCAUUCGCUUCGGCAAUGCUCUACGGCCGGGGAGUGUAUCGGUCGAUCGAGCUGGCGCAAGGGUGGACGGGCGAGUUGAUGACUCACGAGGUAUAUUUCGUCUAUCUAGAUGGCGUUCUUGUCGUGCUGGGAUAUGCGGCGUUUGCGGCGCUGAACCCGGGGUGGUUGAUUGAGAAGUAG